Punctularia strigosozonata HHB-11173 SS5 is the source of this 950-nucleotide messenger RNA. RefSeq lists its product as uncharacterized. The coding region runs from base 62 to 688 and encodes 208 amino acids. The record is from RefSeq and is a predicted model, not a curated record. Gene Ontology annotation, biological process: small GTPase-mediated signal transduction. The transcript has 8 exons. NCBI's taxonomy places the organism in Eukaryota, Fungi, Basidiomycota, Agaricomycetes, Corticiales, Punctulariaceae. Gene Ontology annotation, molecular function: GTP binding; GTPase activity.
CGAAGCAGCACUCGAUAACAGUCCUCUACCCCCUUGGCUGUUGGCGACAGCUCGGUCAACCAUGCCUUUGUGUGGCGCCCCAUCUGGAAGUUCAGGCCUUGGCCGUAGACCUAUACAGCGCAAGGUGGUCGUGUGCGGCGACGGUGCCUGCGGGAAGACCUCACUCCUCAACGUCUUCACACGCGGAUUCUUCACGCAGAUCUAUGAACCUACGGUGUUCGAGAACUACGUGCACGACCUUUAUGUGGAUGAUCAGCUGGUUGAACUUAGCUUAUGGGAUACGGCCGGUCAGGAAGAAUUCGACCGGCUACGAUCGCUCAGUUAUGCGGAAACGCACGUCGUCAUGAUAUGCUUCUCGGUAGACAACCCGGUGUCAUUAGAUAACGUAGAGGCCAAGUGGAUAGACGAGAUCCUAGAAUAUUGUCCGGGCGUGAAGCUGGUCCUUGUGGCGUUGAAAUGCGAUUUACGAGAGGAUCGCGGCGUUGCAGAACGUCUGGCGCGUUAUGGGACGCACACGGUCCAGUACGAGGAGGGCUUGGCUGUGGCGAGGCGAAUACGAGCGUCGCGAUACCUAGAAUGCUCCUCCAAGCACAACCGUGGCGUUAACGAGGUUUUCUACGAAGCGGCACGCGUAUCGUUAGCCACUCGGCCCAAAAGCACGUCAGGCGGCGGCUGCAUCAUCAUGUAGUCGCCCUCCACACCAGGCUCCUCAAUCUCGUCUAUACCCUUAUAUGGCGCGACUCACACUGGACGGCACCUUUCCGUCUCUCUCGUCAACAAUAAACGCUCGGACUACACUACUCGUCAUUUUACGGACUAUCUAUCAUUUUCUUCCUUCUCGUGCCUUGUUUUUCCUUGGUUAUGGUUCAUGCCGUUUACUCCCGUACCAUCUGCCGCCUCCAAUCUGCAUGCCGCUGUCUCGUAGUUUUCCUUGCGCAUCCCAUACUCGC